Messenger RNA from Leptosia nina, 291 nucleotides. The record is from the annotation of a GenBank genome assembly. Lineage: Eukaryota; Metazoa; Arthropoda; Insecta; Lepidoptera; Pieridae.
AUGACGUUAAUUUUAAAUACGUGUUCUUUUAUUCUCUACAUGGGUAUCAACCGAUCUACGAUUUUUGAGUUCAAUAAAACCUGCAACAAUAUAGAUUGUUCGGCCGUCCUGCCUACGCCCAUGGUGUUAACGGCGGAGAUAUCCAGGGCCACUUCCGUCCAUAAAAGCUCGAAAUUCGGGGCGACAUCGCGCCGCACCACACUCGCGCCUCAAUUAGAGGAAGUGCGCAUCCGGUGUUUAAUUAACAUAAAGUCGCCGAUCACGGCCGACACUUGCUACGGCGACAGUUAA